Caenorhabditis bovis is the source of this 1482-nucleotide messenger RNA. NCBI's taxonomy places the organism in Eukaryota, Metazoa, Nematoda, Chromadorea, Rhabditida, Rhabditidae. The record is from the annotation of a GenBank genome assembly.
AUGCUUCUCGUCAUCAGCCUGAUUCUUCUCAUCUUGUUCAUAUUCUACCACGUCUACUGGAAGCGACGAUAUCUGCCGCCAGGACCCGUUCCACUGCCAUUUUUGGGCAACAUCAUUCAAUUGUAUCGCGUUCUUCCCGGCUAUGAGGCUUUCCUCGAAUGCAAAAGGACCUAUGGUGACGUUUUCACGUUCUGGAUCGGAGGCAAUCCCUAUAUCAUCAUUGCGAGUCUUGAUCUGAUGAAGGAGACGUUCGUGAAGGACGGCGACGCCUAUGCGGAGAAGUCGCAGCACGAGCUUCAACUUAAAAUGAGAGGUGGGUCAUACGGAAUCAUUGACACGAACGGCCAUCUAUGGAGAGAGCAUCGACGAUUCGCGCUAACCACUCUAAGGGACUUCGGACUCGGCAAAGCUGUCAUGCAGGAGAAGAUUCUUCUGGAAAUUCGAGAAAGCUUCAAAAACCUCCAACAACUUCAAGGACAAGAAGUUGAAGUCACAGAAUAUUUGGACCGAUCUGUUGGAAAUGUCAUCAAUCUCGUCCUUUUUGGAUAUCGGUUUGAAGGGGAAAAAGCUUGGGAGCUCGAUCAUAUGAAGGGUCUCAUCAAUUAUCAAACCGAGACAUUCUCGAAGUUCUCAAUUCUCCUUCAAAGCUACAUCCCGAUUCUACGACAUCUGAUGCCAAGACCAAAUAUCAAUGACAAAAUCGACGAGUUCAAGCAGAAAUUCUACGAGUUUUUCAAUAGGCAAAUAAUGGAGCACAAGGAGAACAUCGACUACGAUGCCGUUGAUAAUGCCGAUUUUGUUGAAGCUUAUUUAAAGGAGCAGAGGAAACGAGAACGUGAUGGCGACGCUGUCACAUUCUGCGACCUCCAACUCUCGAAUGUGAUUCUUGAUCUCUGGUUCGCGGGUCUCGUCACGACAACUCAUACCCUCUCAUGGGCGAUCACUUAUGCUCUCAAUUAUCCGGAAACUAUUGAAAAGGUGCAACGCGAGCUGGACGAGGUGAUUUCGAGCAACCGACUCAUUACCACCAGCGAUAAAAACGAAUUGCCAUAUUUGAGCGCAUUUAUUAACGAAACCCAAAGAUGCGCCAACAUCCUUCCGAUCAAUGUUCUUCACCGAACCGCACGAGACACCGUCAUUCGUGGAUAUCCGAUCAAGCAGAGUACGGGCGUAAUUGCCCAAAUUAGCACGGUUAUGCUCGAUGAGAAAGUGUUCCCGGAGCCGUAUCAAUUCAAUCCCGACCGAUUCAUCGAAAAUGGAAAACUGAAGAGAAUCGAGGAGUUGAUUCCAUUCUCGAUCGGAAAACGCCAAUGCCUCGGCGAGGGUCUCGCACGGAUGGAGUUGUUCCUGUUCCUCGCCAACUUUUUCAAUCAGUUCAAGAUAUGCCCGUCAAGCGAAGGAUUGCCAUCGAUGUCGAAGAAUCACGAUUUCUCGAUGAAGCCGAAAUCGUUCAAAGUCGUCCUUCACAGCCGAUUUUUGUGA